AUGGCUGCCAAUUACUGGGAGUCAAGUCAACGAAAACACUGGCAAUUCACACGAGAACAAUUGGAGGAUUUACGAUCCAAGCUUGAGGAUGAAGACCAAGCCCUCGUACAGGCGUAUCCUCUGCCACAACUGAGGCACCUGAGCAUAUAUUUUAACCAACAAAUGACUCGACUUGGGAAACGCCUUGGUGUACGACAACAAGCAAUGGCUACGGCACAAUUAUACAUUCGCCGAUUUUACUCGAAGGUCGAAAUUCGGAAAACGAAUCCGUACUUGGUUCUAGCAACAGCAGUAUAUUUGGCCUGCAAGAUGGAAGAAUGUCCACAUCAUAUCAGACUUGUGGUUAGUGAAGGUAGAGGGCUAUGGCCUGGUAUGUUCUCCAGUAAUUUCAAUAGUGGAUAUUACGAUCAACGAAAUUGGCUGACGAUAGUAGAAUAUUUCAGCAAUGAUACUUCGCGACUCGGAGAAUGCGAAUUCUUCCUCAUCUCCGAGAUGAGUUCACAAAUGAUAGUUCAUCAUCCUUACAGGAGUCUGACUGCUCUUCAAGGGACUUUCUCCUUAACAGCAGAAGAAUCCAAUCUUGCUUGGUCUAUUGUAAAUGACCAUUACAUGACCGAUUUACCUCUCUUCUAUGCACCCCAUACCAUUGCCAUCAUGGCUAUUCUUCUAGCUCUAGUACUUCGCCCGAAUGCGACUGGUAUCCAAUCUGCUAGUGGUUCCUCAGCUAGCAACAUCGCAAGUGCUGCGCAAGCUGCAUUAGCGACCGCUGGUCAAGCGAAGGGCGGGACUCCUGAGAAGCAAGGAGGAAGAACGAAAGUUCAAAGAUUGGCAAGCUGGCUCGCAGAAAGUACUAUCGAUAUCGAAGCGAUAGUUGAUUGCACGCAAGAAAUGAUAUCAUUUUAUGAGGCUCAAGAGCAAUAUAAUGAGAAGCUUACCAGGGAGCAGAUCAAUAGAUUUAUCAAAGCUCGAGGUUUGGAUAAAUGA
Sclerotinia borealis F-4128 is the source of this 984-nucleotide messenger RNA. The record is from the annotation of a GenBank genome assembly. NCBI's taxonomy places the organism in Eukaryota, Fungi, Ascomycota, Leotiomycetes, Helotiales, Sclerotiniaceae.